AUGGAAAUCUUUAUAUUUCGAAUUCUGUCACUACUGUUGUACCGGAGGAGCCCCGAGCCUAUCGCUAGGACAGUUCAGUAUGUCAAAGCAGUUCCUGAUCCAGCACUGAAGGAUUACUUUAGCAACCAACAAGCCGAAUCAACGCAGCAACAAUCAGAUAUCACAUCGUCUGUCUCCAAACAACCAGAGGCCGCUUCCCCGAAGCAGCAAGAGACCACCGUCCCCGGCAGCAGCCCCAAACAGCAGCCGUCCUCGCCACCGCCUUCGCUGAGCGACACUCCGCACACCUCCAAAGCAGAGACAUGCGAUUUCCUCAAUGCCAUAUUUCUGUUCUUAUUCCGCGAGCUCCGAGACACCCCAGUCAUCAGGCACUGGAUCACCAAAAAGAUCAAGGUAGAGUUUGAGGAGCUCCUCCAGACCAAGACCGCCGGGCGUCUGCUGGAGGGGCUCAGUCUGCGGGAUAUUUCUCUGGGCAACUCGGUGCCCGUCUUCAAAACAGCCAGACUCAUGAAGCCAGUGGCUCUCAAUGAAGACAACAUGCCAGAGGAGCUAAAUUUCGAGGUUGACUUAGAAUAUAACGGCGGCUUUCAUCUGGCCAUUGAUGUCGAUUUAGUAUUCGGGAAAUCGGCUUAUCUGUUUGUGAAGAUGACCCGUGUGGCGGGCCGCCUGAAGCUGCAGUUCACCCGCACGCCUUUCACGCACUGGUCCUUCUCCUUCCUGGAGGACCCGCUCAUAGACUUCGAGGUGAAGUCUCAGUUUGAGGGCCGUCCUCUGCCCCAGCUCACCUCCAUCAUAGUCAAUCAGCUCAAGAGAGUUAUCAAGAAGAAGCACACCUUACCAAACUACAAAAUAAGGUACAAGCCCUUUUUUCCUUUCCAAGUGCAGCCACCGCUGGCGUCAUCAUGUGACCUGGACAUCUCCAUCCGAGAGACACUAUUGGUGGAGGGGCGUCUACGUGUCACACUUGUUGAAUGUAGCAGGUUGUUUAUCCUGGGCUCAUAUGAAAGGGAGACAUAUGUUCACUGCACCUUAGAGCUCAGCUCUGACGAAUGGCGGGAAAAAACUCGCAGCUCCAUCAAAGAGACUGAGGUGAUCAAAGGACCAUCUGGGAGCGUGGGAAUGACGUUCAGGCAUGUCCCAGCCAGUGAUGGUGACACGGUGCAUGUGAGCAUAGAGACUGUCACCCCAAACUCCCCAGCUUCCCUGGCAGACUUACAGAGAGGAGAUCGCCUCAUUGCUAUUGGAGGAGUCAAAGUGACAUCCUCUGUCCAAGUGCCGAAGCUGCUAAAACAAGCUGGAGAAAGAGUGAUAGUCUUAUAUGAGAGGCCAGUCCGGCACCAGGUGCCUACUGUGGGCUUGGGGACACUCCAAGAAACCCUAGGCCCAAUGGAGGAGCCCAGUUAUCUUCAUCAGCCUGGGGGUUACGAGGAGGACCCAGCCCCAAUAACCACCAUGGACAUAUCUGAUAACAGAGACAAUGACUCUGAAUUUGAGGAGCUAAUCGUUGAGUCCAAAUCAACUGCAGCUCCAGUCAUUGUUGACACUAAGGAGGAUUUCCUGCUCUCUGUAAACCAAAGUCCCAAAAAAACUGUGGCCAACUUGGCCAAGCCCCUUGGUUCCAUCUCACCAAUUCUCAACCGUAGACUGAACCUUCAGUCCCCACUCAAACCCCAGCCCAAAGAAUCACCAAAGCCGAAGCCUGUGAGCAAGCACCCAGAGCCUGCAGAGGAAAUCCUAAAUAUUCCAGUCACAAACAAGCAAGAUUCAGCCAAAGACAAGAUAUCCGAGAGCUCCUCCAACACUAGGGACAGUGUCGAUGAGCAGGGUCUCUGGGAAUUAUCUGAAACCAUGUACCGCAGCAGAGCUGCCCGCUGGAACAAAGCCUCUGUGAUCUUUGAGGUGGAAAGCCACCACAAAUUCCUUAAUGUAGCACUUUGGUGCAAGGACCCCUUCAAGCUUGGUAGUCUCUUGUGCUUAGGGCACGUCAGCUUGCGCUUGGAACACAUUGCACUGGAAUGCUUAGCUAUGUCAUCUGCUGAAUAUCAGAGCACCUUUCGUCUAUGUGCUCCUGAACCACGGGCCAGCGUCAGCCGUACUGCUUUGCGCAGCUUGAGCACUCACAAAGGUUUCAACGAGAAACUCUGCUAUGGAGAUGUUACACUCAACUUCACUUACCUUGCAGAUGGGGAGUCAGACCUCUCCAGUGGACUGGUAGAACGUGAGUGGGAAGGAAGUCUUCAGGGAGAGGACUUAAAAGACCGGGAAAAGGAACGAGAGCAGGUACUCACUGCAACCCGGGAUGAACCAAGGUACAGCGGCAUGCAGUUCGGAGAUAUGCGGCACAAUUUUCAAGACACUCAGUUCCAGAAUCCCACUUAUUGCGAUUAUUGCAAGAAGAAGGUGUGGACCAAGGCUGCCUCGCAGUGCAUGACCUGUUCUUAUGUCUGUCACAAGAAGUGUCAGGAGAAGUGUCUAACAGAGUUCCCUAAUUGCGUAGCUGCCUCAGUCCGACGUGGAGCAGAUCCUGAGGCCAAGUCUACCAUCAAUCGGGCAACUACUGGCCUUACACGUCACAUUAUCAACACUAGCUCUCGACUCCUCAAUCUGAGGCAGGUGCCCAAAGCCAGACUUGCAGAACAGGUUGCAGAAAUGGGAUCAGGGGCGGUGGAGCCUUCUCCGAAACAGACACCUAACACAUCUGACAAUGAGAGCAGUGACACAGAGACCUAUACUGGGGCCAGUCCUUCCAAGCAGCCACCUGGUAGCGGUGGCUCCAAACUGGUGCGCAAGGAAGGUGGGCUGGAUGACAGUGUCUUCAUUGCCGUCAAAGAGAUUGGUCGAGAUCUUUACCGUGGCCUCCCAACAGAUGAGCGUUCACAGAAACUGGAGUUGAUGUUGGACAAGUUGCAGCAGGAGAUUGACCAGGAGCUGGAGCAUAACAACUGUUUGAGUGUUGAAGAGCGAGAAACGAUUGACUCCCGACGCAAGGCCCUCGUCUCAGCAGCUCUGGCCAAGUCCGGUGAACGACUCCAAGCUUUGACUCUGCUCAUGAUUCACUACCGUGCUGGCAUCGAAGACCUAGAGUCUGUAGAAAGCACCUCACCAUCUGAACAGCAUGGCUUUCCGAAGACCAAAACUGAGGGUCUGGAGGAGGCACUGAUGGGCACAGAAGUGUACGACAGUGACAUUUGCAGUCCUGUUGAUGUUCAGAUACUGGAUGAGAUUACAGAGGAGCAGAUCUGUGUAGAGGCAUUACCGUAAAGAUGACAAAAGGCAUCAGGGGCUUGGGAUUCAAGAACAAAGACUUUUUCUCAAGUAUGACUUGGUUGACCUGUGGGUGUUCCACAGGUGAUUGUGAGGUUUGCAAAAGUAUUCCUAAAGAUGUACUGACAAUUGUGGAAUUUUGUGAGAGUGUCAGUAGUUUACCAAUUUUUUUUUUUUACAUUUUAAAUUUUUUUAAAUAAAUAUUUUCCCCCAUCUUUAGUCCUUAGUUACUGUUUUAGUGGACAGAAUCAUCACUCUGUAGACUUUUGGCAGUAUUACAUCAUACACAGAAUAUGAGUUCCCAUGACAUGAUCAAACCAAGUUUUACCUGCCUUACCUAAAAGGUGCAGUAAAGUUUUUUACAUAACAAGCUUCAAUAAGGAGAGGUGUGAGCUUGAAGCAAGAUGAGCUUGAAUACAUAUUUUUAUUUUAACUUUGUGUAUUGGUAGAGACUGAAUUAUAUACAUGUAUGCUCUUAGUUACAUCCAUGGUUGGAAAUAUACCCUGUCCAUUGUGUUUUAAGCUUCAAGCCCCUCUGCCUUACACUAUAUCCACUACAAAAUGUAGGAUUAUAUCCUGAACAACAGUCCAUAGAACAUGAUGCCAUUCCUAACCAACAUUUUUCUCUCUGAUAAGCACCUUUUGUUGCUAAUUGUUGUUCAUUUUAAAGCAUAAUUUCUUUAAUGUUCAUGUUUUGUUAUUUUUAGAAUGUUUAAUGUUGAACUGAGAGGGAACCCUCAUAGGACAGAUAAUCUAGAAGUUAUUAUUCUACUGGGGACCAUUCUUUAUCUAAUUUAAAUUUGUCACAAAGCCAAUGUGACUUCUUUUUUUGAGGGAAGUAUAUUUAUAUUGCAUAUGUAUGUUUCAUAAUAUAUGUUUCCAAUAAUUGUCAUUAUAUAAUCUCACAAUUAAUUUGUUUUGAUCCUUUAUGAGUUCUAAAAUGGUGGCGAUUUUUCUCAAACCAAUUUGGAUACUUUUUUAUCCACCAUCAGUUGGUCCAGGGUGAAUGAUUAUGUAUGUGUGAAUGUGUCAGCCUGUUCGUUUUUGGUUUGAUUUAAGUAUUGGAAUGUGUAAUUUUAUUAUCAUGCAAGCAAACUUUCAGUAUGUCUCACAUCUGUGUGCUUUGGCAUGCAUUGUUGUCAUUGAAAGUUGAUUUUACGUGUACUAAUGAAUUUAUCUCCCAAAUGACUCACUUUACAUUCAUUAUUCCGUUCGCCUCUCAACACAUCUCUCAAAGUGUAAAACUACAUCAUUAAAAACUCUCUUUUGUCAAUGCAUACAGUAUUCCUUAAUUCCCAAAGCUAAUGUGUAAAUUCAUGAACAGUCUGUAACCUGUCUGCUGGGCUCAAAAGCUGAGUCAAUUGUAGCCUCUGUCUGUGUAUUGCUGGUUAGUUUUCAUUUACUUUAAAUGGACUUGGAUUUGAUCAAAGAAAGUCUUUAUUGCUGUUACUACAUGCGGUUUACACAUGAACAACUGUAAUUGGCUACAUGCAUUACUGGAUCUGCUUUCCUGAUUUAAAGCUUUUUAGUAAAAACAAAUGACUAGGCCUUUAGGUGGCGAGGACAAAACUCCUAAUCCAGGCGUGGCCAACUUCGGUCCUGGAGACCCACAGU
This is a messenger RNA of Sinocyclocheilus rhinocerous, 4878 nucleotides long. RefSeq names its product PDZ domain-containing protein 8-like. Gene Ontology annotation, biological process: mitochondrial calcium ion homeostasis. The coding region runs from base 1 to 3261 and encodes 1086 amino acids. Gene Ontology annotation, molecular function: lipid binding; protein binding. Gene Ontology annotation, cellular component: mitochondria-associated endoplasmic reticulum membrane contact site. NCBI's taxonomy places the organism in Eukaryota, Metazoa, Chordata, Actinopteri, Cypriniformes, Cyprinidae. The record is from RefSeq and is a predicted model, not a curated record. The transcript is spliced from 7 exons.